AUGUUGAAUAGUUGUUUUAUGCGUUCAUCUAUCUUUCAGGAGCAGUCGUGUGGUUUUCCCAGAGAUCGCCGUGAGUUCUUUGCCAAAUUAGGUGGAGUGGGGAAGAUUAGAACUAUUUUCAUCUUGAAUCUAGCACCCUCACAAGGUACUAUUCCUCAUAAAAGAAUUUUACGAAAGCUGGCACCCUUGGUGCGUGAUAGCUACGUAAUAUCCUUUGUUUCAUCCUUUUUAAAGAUACCAGUUUAUGACCAAAAUGGAAUUAAUUGUUCUAUUACGGAAGUAGGGAUCCCACACGCUGGGUUAAUCACUAAGGUCUUAUACAAUUUUAUGUUGGAUGAUUUCGACCGGGGAUUUAAACAGCUAUACCCUAGUCUUUCUUAUUAUCGUUACUUGGCUGACUGUUACGUAUUAUUUCCAUUGUUUAGUCUCCAAAGCGAGCAGCAGUGUAAAGAAGAAAUGAAUAGUAUCCUCUUAGAGUUAGAUCUUGAUGGGGAUAUCACAACUAUUCUACCUGGUGGGGGUGCCCAUGUGACUCGUGAUGGGCGUUUGAUUAUUCUAAGUCGAGAUUGCAGUCUUCACGUUGUCGAACAGUCAACAUUCUUUCUUUAG
Messenger RNA from Nicotiana tabacum (common tobacco), 609 nucleotides. Lineage: Eukaryota; Viridiplantae; Streptophyta; Magnoliopsida; Solanales; Solanaceae. The record is from the annotation of a RefSeq genome assembly.